Molecule: messenger RNA, 607 nt
Organism: Drosophila teissieri
Lineage: Eukaryota; Metazoa; Arthropoda; Insecta; Diptera; Drosophilidae
Product: putative OPA3-like protein CG43998
Exons: 2
Coding region: 6-512 (168 amino acids)
Biological process (GO): regulation of lipid metabolic process
Cellular component (GO): mitochondrion
Source: RefSeq, a predicted model, not a curated record
UGGAAAUGUCAGUCGCCCUUAUUUUCGUGCAAAAUUUUAUGUUACGCACAAUGGUGAUCGGCAGUUUUCCAGUUGGCAAGCUUUUCAUUCAUGGCGUGAAACGGAUUAGCAAGCCAUUCGGAGACCUUCUCAUAUGGAUGGGCAAGCAUCAUCCCUUCAUCCGGCGCUAUGUCAUCAUUCCGCCGGCCCAGCUUUACAACACCUUUGAGGUCCGUUCCAAGCUCCGUAUGCUGCGACUGAAACAGCCCAGGCGGAUUCCACGCCUCUCCACUCCGAUCGCCAUCAGAUUGGGCGCUGAUAUGCUGAGCGAGGCCUUUGUGUUUGGCAUUGGCAUGGGUCUCAUCUACUACGAGGUUUUAAAAACAUAUGCAAAAAGUCAGAAACAAAACCAGGAGAUCGAGGAGCAGAAAAGAGCUCUGGAUGAGUGCGUGGACUGUAUCAGUGCGGAUGUGGAGCGGAACCAAAGGGACCUCAACUGGAUUAAGGCAGCCCUGAGAAACGUGGAAAAAUAAGGAUUUCUUUUGUAUAUAAUUUUAUAUCGACUGUACGAAAUCGGUUACAAAUGUGUCGAUUAUUGAUUUAUGUAAUAAAAUAAAUACACACGUAA